AUGUCUGACAAGAUGUCUAGUUUCCUGCAUAUUGGAGACAUUUGUUCUCUGUACGCGGAAGGAUCGACAAAUGGAUUUAUUAGCACCUUGGGCCUGGUUGAUGAUCGUUGCGUUGUACAGCCAGAAGCCGGGGACCUUAAUAAUCCACCCAAGAAAUUCAGAGAUUGCCUCUUUAAGCUAUGUCCCAUGAAUCGCUACUCUGCCCAGAAGCAGUUCUGGAAAGCUGCCAAGCCAGGGGCCAACAGCACAACAGAUGCCGUAUUGCUCAACAAACUGCACCAUGCUGCAGACUUGGAAAAGAAGCAGAAUGAGACAGAAAACAGGAAAUUGCUGGGGACCGUAAUCCAGUAUGGCAACGUGAUCCAGCUCCUGCAUUUGAAAAGUAAUAAAUACCUAACUGUGAAUAAGAGGCUUCCAGCUCUGCUGGAGAAGAACGCCAUGAGAGUGACUUUGGAUGAGGCGGGAAAUGAAGGGUCCUGGUUUUAUAUUCAGCCAUUCUACAAGCUGCGCUCCAUCGGAGACAGUGUGGUCAUUGGUGACAAGGUUGUACUGAACCCCGUCAACGCUGGCCAGCCCCUUCAUGCUAGCAGCCAUCAGCUGGUGGAUAACCCUGGCUGCAACGAGGUCAAUUCUGUCAACUGCAAUACCAGCUGGAAAAUCGUCCUUUUCAUGAAAUGGAGUGACAACAAAGAUGACAUACUGAAGGGGGGUGAUGUGGUCAGGCUGUUCCAUGCGGAGCAGGAAAAGUUCCUUACCUGCGACGAGCACAGGAAGAAACAGCAUGUCUUCCUGAGAACUACCGGCCGGCAGUCAGCCACAUCUGCCACGAGUUCAAAAGCCCUGUGGGAGGUGGAGGUGGUCCAACAUGACCCGUGUCGGGGUGGAGCAGGAUAUUGGAACAGCCUCUUCCGUUUCAAGCAUCUUGCUACAGGGCAUUACUUAGCAGCAGAGGUAGACCCUGACUUUGAGGAAGAAUGCCUGGAGUUUCAGCCCUCAGUGGACCCUGAUCAGGACGCCUCUCGAAGCAGGUUGCGAAAUGCCCAAGAAAAGAUGGUGUACUCCCUGGUCUCUGUGCCUGAAGGCAAUGACAUCUCCUCCAUUUUUGAACUAGACCCCACCACUCUCCGUGGAGGUGAUAGCCUUGUUCCAAGAAACUCCUAUGUCCGGCUCAGACACCUCUGCACUAAUACGUGGGUUCACAGCACAAAUAUCCCCAUCGACAAGGAGGAAGAAAAGCCUGUGAUGCUGAAAAUCGGCACCUCCCCCGUGAAAGAGGAUAAGGAAGCAUUUGCCAUAGUUCCAGUUUCCCCUGCUGAGGUUCGGGACCUGGAUUUUGCCAAUGAUGCCAGCAAGGUGCUGGGCUCCAUAGCUGGGAAGCUGGAGAAGGGCACCAUCACCCAGAAUGAAAGAAGGUCUGUAACCAAGCUGCUGGAAGACUUGGUUUACUUUGUCACUGGUGGCACUAACUCUGGUCAAGAUGUACUUGAAGUGGUCUUCUCCAAGCCCAACAGAGAACGGCAGAAGCUGAUGAGAGAACAGAACAUUCUCAAGCAGAUCUUCAAGUUGUUACAAGCCCCAUUCACGGACUGUGGCGAUGGCCCCAUGCUGCGGCUGGAGGAGCUUGGGGACCAGCGGCAUGCCCCUUUCAGACAUAUCUGCCGGCUCUGCUACAGGGUCCUGAGACACUCCCAGCAAGACUACAGGAAAAACCAGGAGUACAUAGCCAAGCAGUUUGGCUUCAUGCAGAAGCAGAUUGGCUAUGAUGUGUUGGCCGAAGACACGAUCACCGCCCUACUUCACAAUAACCGAAAACUCCUGGAAAAACACAUCACCGCUGCUGAGAUCGACACGUUUGUCAGUCUGGUGCGAAAGAACAGGGAGCCCAGAUUCUUAGAUUAUCUCUCCGACCUCUGUGUGUCCAUGAACAAAUCGAUCCCAGUGACCCAGGAACUAAUAUGUAAAGCUGUGCUGAAUCCAACCAAUGCCGACAUCCUGAUUGAGACCAAGUUGGUUCUUUCUCGUUUUGAAUUUGAGGGUGUUUCUACUGGAGAGAAUGCUCUGGAGGCAGGAGAAGAUGAAGAAGAGGUGUGGCUCUUCUGGAGGGACAGCAGCAAGGAGAUUCGCAGCAAGAGCGUCAGGGAACUGGCGCAGGAUGCUAAAGAAGGACAAAAGGAAGACCGAGAUGUUCUCAGCUACUACAGGUAUCAGUUGAACCUUUUUGCUAGGAUGUGUCUAGACCGCCAGUACCUGGCCAUCAAUGAAAUAUCAGGCCAGCUGGAUGUCGAUCUCAUUCUCCGCUGCAUGUCUGAUGAGAACCUGCCCUAUGACCUAAGGGCGUCCUUCUGCCGUCUCAUGCUUCAUAUGCACGUGGACCGAGAUCCCCAGGAACAAGUCACUCCUGUGAAAUAUGCCCGCCUGUGGUCUGAGAUUCCCUCGGAGAUCGCCAUUGAUGACUAUGAUAGUAGUGGAACUUCCAAAGAUGAGAUUAAGGAGAGGUUUGCACAGACCAUGGAAUUUGUGGAGGAGUAUUUAAGAGAUGUGGUUUGUCAGAGGUUUCCUUUCUCUGAUAAGGAGAAAAAUAAGCUUACCUUUGAGGUUGUAAAUUUAGCUAGGAAUCUCAUAUACUUCGGUUUCUACAACUUCUCUGACCUUCUUCGAUUAACCAAAAUCCUCCUGGCCAUACUGGACUGUGUGCACGUGACAACCAUCUUCCCCAUUAGCAAGAUGGCAAAAGGAGAAGAGAAUAAAGGCAGUAAUGUAAUGCGGUCCAUCCACGGGGUUGGAGAGCUGAUGACCCAGGUGGUGCUCCGGGGAGGAGGCUUUUUACCCAUGACUCCCAUGGCUGCCGCCCCUGAAGGCAACGUGAAGCAGGCAGAGCCAGAGAAGGAGGACAUCAUGGUCAUGGACACCAAGUUGAAGAUCAUCGAAAUACUCCAGUUUAUUUUGAAUGUGAGGUUGGAUUAUAGGAUCUCCUGCCUCCUGUGUAUAUUUAAGCGAGAGUUUGAUGAAAGCAAUUCCCAGACUUCAGAAACAUCCUCCGGAAAUAGCAGCCAAGAGGGGCCAAGUAAUGUACCAGGUACUCUUGACUUUGAACACAUUGAAGAGCAAGCAGAAGGCAUCUUUGGAGGAAGGAAAGAGAACACCCCCCUGGACUUGGACGACCACGGCGGCAGAACCUUCCUCCGAGUCUUGCUGCAUUUGACGAUGCACGACUACCCGCCCCUGGUGUCGGGGGCCCUGCAGCUCCUCUUCCGGCACUUCAGUCAGAGGCAGGAGGUCCUGCAGGCCUUCAAACAGGUCCAGCUGCUUGUUACCAGCCAAGAUGUCGACAACUACAAACAGAUCAAACAAGACUUGGAUCAGCUGAGAUCCAUUGUGGAAAAGUCGGAGCUCUGGGUGUACAAAGGGCAGGGCCCUGACGAGGUCAUGGAUGGUGCCUCUGGUGAAAAUGAACAUAAGAAAACAGAGGAGGGGAAUAACAAGUCACAAAAGCACGAGAGCACCAGCAGCUACAACUACAGGGUGGUAAAAGAGAUUCUGAUUCGCCUCAGCAAACUCUGUGUUCAGGAGAGCACGUCUGUGAGGAAGAGCCGGAAGCAGCAGCAGCGCUUGCUCCGGAACAUGAGCGCACACGCCGUGGUGCUGGAGCUGCUGCAAAUCCCCUACGAGAAGGCUGAAGAUACCAAGAUGCAGGAGAUAAUGAGGCUGGCACAUGAAUUCCUACAGAAUUUCUGUGCAGGCAACCAGCAGAAUCAAGCCUUGCUACACAAACACAUAAACCUGUUUCUCAACCCAGGGAUCCUGGAGGCAGUCACCAUGCAGCACAUCUUCAUGAACAAUUUCCAGCUCUGCGGUGAGAUCAAUGAGCGGGUUGUCCAGCACUUUGUUCACUGCAUUGAGACUCACGGUCGAAACGUCCAGUACAUAAAGUUCCUGCAGACGAUCGUCAAGGCAGAAGGGAAAUUCAUCAAAAAAUGCCAAGACAUGGUCAUGGCUGAGCUGGUUAAUUCGGGAGAGGACGUCCUCGUGUUCUACAACGACAGAGCCUCUUUCCAGACCCUGAUCCAGAUGAUGAGGUCAGAACGGGACCGGAUGGAUGAGAACAGCCCUCUCAUGUACCACAUCCACCUGGUGGAGCUCUUGGCCGUGUGCACCGAGGGCAAGAACGUCUACACGGAGAUAAAGUGCAACUCUUUGCUCCCGCUGGAUGACAUCGUCCGCGUUGUGACCCACGAGGACUGCAUCCCCGAGGUUAAAAUUGCAUACAUUAACUUCCUUAAUCACUGCUAUGUGGAUACUGAGGUGGAAAUGAAGGAGAUUUACACCAGCAAUCACAUGUGGAAAUUGUUUGAGAAUUUCCUUGUGGACAUCUGCAGGGCCUGUAACAACACCAGUGACCGGAAACACGCAGACUCAAUUUUGGAGAAGUACGUUACUGAAAUUGUCAUGAGUAUCGUUACCACCUUCUUCAGUUCUCCCUUCUCAGACCAGAGCACGACGCUGCAGACUCGCCAGCCUGUCUUUGUGCAACUGCUGCAAGGUGUGUUCAGGGUUUACCACUGCAACUGGUUAAUGCCAAGCCAAAAAGCCUCUGUGGAGAGCUGUAUUCGGGUGCUCUCUGAUGUAGCCAAGAGCCGGGCCAUCGCUAUUCCUGUGGACCUGGACAGCCAAGUCAACAACCUCUUUCUGAAGUCCCACAACAUCGUACAGAAAACUGCCAUGAACUGGCGUCUGACUGCCCGUAAUGCGGCUCGCAGAGACUCUGUUCUGGCAGCUUCUAGAGACUACCGGAAUAUCAUUGAGAGAUUGCAGGACAUCGUCUCAGCCCUGGAGGACCGUCUAAGGCCCCUGGUCCAGGCAGAGUUAUCUGUGCUCGUGGAUGUGCUCCACAGACCUGAGCUGCUUUUCCCAGAGAACACAGAUGCCAGAAGAAAGUGCGAAAGUGGUGGCUUCAUUUGCAAGUUAAUAAAGCAUACUAAACAGUUGCUAGAGGAGAAUGAGGAAAAACUCUGCAUUAAGGUCCUACAGACCCUCCGAGAAAUGAUGACCAAAGACAGAGGCUAUGGAGAAAAGGGUGAGGCACUCAGGCAAAUUUUGGUCAACCGUUACUAUGGAAACAUCAGACCUUCAGGAAGAAGAGAAAGCCUCACCACCUUUGGCAAUGGCCCGCUGUCACCAGGAGGACCCAGCAAGCCUGGGGGAGGAGGGGGAGGCUCUGGGUCCAGCUCCACGAGCAGGGGUGAGAUGAGCCUGGCUGAGGUUCAGUGUCACCUCGACAAGGAGGGUGCCUCCAAUCUGGUCAUCGACCUCAUAAUGAAUGCGUCCAGUGACCGAGUGUUUCAUGAAAGCAUUCUCCUGGCCAUCGCCCUCCUGGAAGGAGGCAACACCACCAUACAGCACUCCUUUUUCUGCCGGUUAACAGAAGAUAAGAAGUCAGAAAAAUUCUUCAAAGUCUUCUAUGACCGAAUGAAGGUGGCCCAGCAGGAAAUCAAAGCAACAGUGACUGUGAACACCAGUGACUUGGGGAAUAAAAAGAAAGAUGAUGAGAUAGACAGGGAUGCCCCAUCCCGGAAAAAAGCCAAAGAGCCCUCGACACAAAUAACCGAAGAGGUCCGAGACCAGCUCCUCGAGGCCUCUGCUGCCACCAGGAAAGCCUUCAGCACCUUCCGGAGGGAGGCUGACCCCGACGACCACUACCAGUCCGGGGAAGGUGCCCAGGCCACGGCAGACAAGACCAAGGACGAGCUGGAGAUGAGCGCGGUCAUCACCAUCAUGCAGCCCAUUCUCCGGUUCCUGCAGCUCCUGUGUGAAAACCACAACCGGGACCUGCAGAACUUCCUUCGUUGCCAAAAUAACAAGACCAACUACAAUUUGGUGUGUGAGACGCUGCAGUUCCUGGACUGUAUUUGUGGAAGCACUACUGGAGGUCUUGGUCUUCUCGGGCUCUAUAUAAAUGAAAAGAAUGUAGCCCUCAUCAACCAAACCCUGGAAAGUCUGACUGAAUACUGUCAAGGACCAUGCCAUGAGAACCAGAACUGCAUAGCCACCCAUGAAUCCAAUGGCAUUGACAUCAUCACAGCCCUGAUCCUUAAUGACAUCAAUCCUUUGGGAAAGAAGAGGAUGGACCUUGUAUUAGAACUGAAGAACAAUGCUUCCAAGUUGCUGCUGGCCAUCAUGGAGAGCAGGCAUGACAGUGAGAACGCAGAGAGGAUUCUUUAUAACAUGAGGCCGAAGGAACUGGUGGAAGUGAUCAAGAAAGCCUACAUGCAAGGUGAGGUGGAAUUUGAGGAUGGGGAAAAUGGCGAGGACGGAGCUGCCUCCCCCAGGAACGUGGGGCACAACAUCUACAUAUUGGCUCAUCAGUUGGCUCGGCAUAACAAAGAACUUCAGACCAUGCUGAAACCCGGAGGCCAAGUGGAUGGGGAUGAAGCUCUGGAGUUUUAUGCCAAGCACACGGCCCAGAUAGAGAUUGUCAGAUUAGACCGAACCAUGGAACAGAUUGUGUUCCCUGUGCCCAGCAUAUGUGAAUUCCUAACCAAGGAGUCGAAACUGCGAAUAUACUACACUACAGAGAGGGAUGAGCAAGGCAGCAAGAUCAAUGACUUCUUCCUGCGGUCCGAGGACCUCUUCAAUGAAAUGAACUGGCAGAAGAAACUGAGAGCCCAGCCCGUUCUGUACUGGUGUGCCCGCAACAUGUCUUUCUGGAGCAGCAUUUCAUUUAACCUGGCUGUCCUGAUGAAUUUGCUCGUGGCGUUUUUCUACCCAUUUAAAGGAGUCCGAGGAGGAACACUGGAGCCACACUGGUCAGGACUGCUGUGGACAGCCAUGCUCAUCUCUCUGGCCAUUGUCAUUGCCCUCCCCAAGCCCCAUGGCAUCCGGGCCUUAAUUGCUUCCACAAUUCUCCGGUUGAUAUUUUCGGUUGGAUUACAACCCACGUUGUUUCUUCUGGGAGCUUUCAAUGUCUGCAAUAAAAUCAUCUUUCUAAUGAGUUUUGUGGGCAACUGUGGAACAUUCACUAGAGGCUACCGAGCCAUGGUUCUGGAUGUUGAGUUCCUUUACCAUUUGUUGUAUCUGCUGAUCUGCGCCAUGGGCCUCUUUGUCCACGAGUUCUUCUACAGUCUGCUGCUUUUUGAUUUGGUAUACAGAGAAGAGACUCUGCUUAAUGUCAUUAAAAGUGUCACUCGCAAUGGACGGUCCAUCAUCUUGACAGCAGUUCUGGCUUUGAUCCUGGUUUACCUGUUCUCAAUAGUGGGCUAUCUUUUCUUCAAAGAUGAUUUUAUCUUGGAAGUAGAUAGGUUGCCCAAUGAAACUGCUCUUCCAGGAGCUGGCGAGAGUUUGGCAAGCGAGUUCCUAUACUCUGACGUGUGUAGGGUGGAGACUGUGGAGAACUGCUCCUCUCCUGCACCCAAAGAAGAGCCGGUCCUUGCAGAAGAGACGAAGCAAGACAAAGAGCACACGUGUGAGACGCUGCUGAUGUGCAUCGUCACGGUGCUGAGUCAUGGGCUGAGGAGCGGGGGCGGAGUAGGAGAUGUGCUCAGGAAGCCAUCCAAAGAGGAGCCCCUCUUUGCCGCUAGAGUGAUCUAUGACCUCUUGUUCUUCUUCAUGGUCAUCAUCAUCGUCCUUAAUCUGAUUUUCGGGGUCAUCAUUGACACCUUUGCUGACCUGAGGAGUGAGAAGCAGAAGAAGGAGGAGAUUUUAAAGACCACAUGCUUUAUCUGUGGCUUGGAGAGAGACAAGUUCGACAACAAGACUGUCACCUUUGAAGAGCACAUCAAGGAAGAACACAACAUGUGGCACUAUCUGUGCUUCAUCGUGCUGGUGAAAGUGAAGGACUCCACAGAGUACACUGGGCCCGAGAGCUACGUGGCAGAAAUGAUCAAGGAAAGAAACCUUGACUGGUUCCCCAGGAUGAGAGCCAUGUCCUUGGUCAGCAGCGACUCUGAAGGAGAGCAGAAUGAGCUGAGGAACCUGCAGGAGAAGCUGGAGUCCACCAUGAAGCUGGUCACUAACCUUUCCGGCCAGCUGUCGGAAUUAAAGGAUCAGAUGACAGAACAAAGGAAGCAGAAACAAAGAAUUGGUCUUCUAGGACAUCCUCCUCAUAUGAAUGUCAACCCACAGCAACCAGCAUAAGCAAAUGAAAUAAAGGAAUCUCCUGUACCUUUUCUAAUUAUUAUUAGUGUGGGUAUGGCUACUUAGUUCUGAUUCACCCACAAAGGUGACAUUAAUGCCUAGUACAUUUGUAAAUAAUCAGUUUUAUAUUGUAUGUAUAUGAUUGCUACUCUAAAGGUUUGGAUAUAUGUAUUGUAAUUAGAAUUGUUGGCAUGAUGAAAUUUCAUUUGUGCCAAAAAUAUUAAAAAUGCCUUUUUUGGAAGGACUAAAGAAAGCAUCUGAUUUGCACUUGAACCAGAUUAUAGAUUUAAAAGUAUAU
Molecule: messenger RNA, 8428 nt
Organism: Neomonachus schauinslandi (Hawaiian monk seal)
Lineage: Eukaryota; Metazoa; Chordata; Mammalia; Carnivora; Phocidae
Gene: ITPR1
Product: inositol 1,4,5-trisphosphate receptor type 1
Exons: 57
Coding region: 1-8130 (2709 amino acids)
Biological process (GO): calcium ion transmembrane transport
Cellular component (GO): membrane; endoplasmic reticulum
Molecular function (GO): inositol 1,4,5 trisphosphate binding; inositol 1,4,5-trisphosphate-gated calcium channel activity
Source: RefSeq, a predicted model, not a curated record